This is a messenger RNA of Anopheles maculipalpis, 4893 nucleotides long. RefSeq names its product mucin-19. The coding region runs from base 10 to 4887 and encodes 1625 amino acids. NCBI's taxonomy places the organism in Eukaryota, Metazoa, Arthropoda, Insecta, Diptera, Culicidae. The transcript has 2 exons. The record is from RefSeq and is a predicted model, not a curated record.
CGCGACACAAUGUUCGAUCGAUCGAUGGAGCAAGGAAGAUCGGGUGUGAAUCAGGCGGUAGCGCGCACGAUGAAAUUCUCCGGAUCGUCGUCAUCGUUGCCUGCGAAUGAAAGGAAUCAAAGUACGCCGUCAAGGUUGCUGGGUUCAUAUGCAGGCAGCAGCAGUAUGACGAUGGGGCUGGACCGUACACUCAGUACACCACCGGUUGCUGAAUCGACACACAUCGGUAGCACAAGUUUUAGUUCGGCGUGGAACGGUACCGGGUAUGGUGGACAGUCCAAACGGAGGCCCACCUCGCCGUUAAUGAACAAUAGGACACUGUUCAAAAGUAGUAGCAAUUUGACGGGAAUUGGUCGUGCUAAUUCACGCGUUCUGACCGAUGCACAAAGUCCAGGUUUGGUGAAUCGAUUGGUGCGUUAUUACGAUCGAAGCCAACAGUCCCAGACGAUGAAUCGUUCCCAGUCUCUAUCGAGCGUGUACAACAAACCGGGCCAAUUUCCGCUGGUUCAGCUGCGCAAGAAUGAGCUGCGGUACGCGAACAAAGACGCGAUCCGUCGGAAUGGGAACUUUGGCAUGGUCCGGAUAGCACCACCAGAACGAUCGCUCUUUCACACGAACAAGCGUAGCACGAUUUUUCGCAGCGGUUCGAUGCUCCUACCGACUACCAACGAAUCCAAGGCAGGCGAAACGACACUGUUUGCGGGCUUGGGCACGGCACGAAAUGGGCCGCCCAACGUUAGCAAUAGUGUCGGGAGCGGUGGUGGUGGUGGUGAUGAGGCGGACGUUGAAAAUCGUGUUAUCACACCGUGCGCCGAGCUGGAAGCGACACCGACCCGCAGCGUGCUCGAUGCGCUGAAGGAAAUAUCCCGGAAGCGUAUCAAUAGCGAGGAACUGGACGCGGAUCGUAUCAAGAAGCAAUGUCAGGAACUGUCGGAACUUGAUGCGGCCGGCAGUGGCCCACCAUCGGCGACCGCUGCCGUUGCCAUCGGAACGCACGGACUGGCUACGAAGCGAACCCGUGAACAGGCGUCGGAAAGCAGUCCAUCCUCACCCUCCUCGGAACAAGGACCCGGACUGGGAGGUGUGGGUCGUGUUGUUCAUUCGGGUGGCGAGCAGCAAUCGCAAAAGAAACGACUUUGCAUCAAAAACAAUGAUAUCCUCAGUUCGCUCAGCUCGAGUCUGGUAGCGAUGAACACACCGAAGCGUACCAUUUCCCAGCGCCCGGACCGACGGUUUAACGUGAAUCAGGCAACCUCGAUAAAUAUGUCAUCGCCGGCUAUUGGAUCAGUGCCAAGCUCCUCUUCCACCCUGAUCGGGCUUGCUACACCGGAGAAGUUUUCAAACAUGGCGCUCAACACACCACCGGGAUCGCUGGAGCGCAGUGAUAGUCCAAAAGCAUCCAAACCGGGCACAAAUUUGGACCGCUGGAACAAACCGCUGGUGCGCGGCGCAAGUAGAGAACCGAUCGAACAGCAACUUCCGCAUCGUCCCCCACCAAAGAUAACACUCUUCAAUCGGCCGUACGAAACAUCACAGCCAUCGGCGUCGGAUAAAACCAGCUCACCGUCUACAAGGGGCAGCAGCCGCAUAAUAGCGAGCGAUGGUGAGGAGGACGAACAUGGCGAAGGAAGCGGAAAGGUUCAGUUUGUGAAGCCGAAGGAAAAAUCGCCCAACGAUGUGAGUUUGUCGCGGACGGGUGGAUUUGGUUCAUCGCGCGAUCCACUCAAGAAACCGGCUCCAUCCAAGCUGACGGUGAUGCUGAAAUGUUUGAGCGGAGAUUUGGACGACUAUGAGGAGGAGGAGGAAGUGCAGGAAGUGCAACAGGCACCACCACUAGCUGCUACUACUACAAUCACACCGUCGUCACGCAUCGGGUUCAGUUUCGCACCCGCAAAGGAUACCGUUGAUACAUCCAAACAACUUCCGACGAGUGUCGCUUCGAAACCGAACACUGGAACGGUGGCAGAGGUGACGACUUCUGCCAGCCCUUCUGCUCCUUCAUCCACGGUCAGCAAUGGAUUAUCGGCAUUGAUAAAUAAUCCCAUCAAAGAUACCGGGUUGGGAAAGAUCGCUUCACCAGCAGCACCACCAUCCAAGGAGCCUACCACAGAAACGAGCUCAGACGCGAAACUGAGCGAAGCUAAAAUGGACGCCAAAGUAACGCAGGCCCCAACGGUGGACCCGGUCCCAAAAUCACCAACGUUUUCAUUUGGCACGCCAACGCCGCCAUCCAGUACAGCGCCACCAAGUUCCGGAUUUGCGUUACCAGUAAAGCCUUCAACCACCACCACAACUACAACAAGUACACAGAGCAGCAUGGUCCCAACCGCAACGUUCUCGUUUGGUACACCGAUACAAAAGUCAACCAGUUCACUCGCCGCUCUGAGCAACUCCAAUUUGAUUUCCUUCUCACCGGCGACGGCGAAACUUCCAACACCGGUGCUCCAGUUCGGUGGUAGUCCAGUGUCGGCAGCAUCCACGACGACGAUCGCAACAGCAACCAGUACGCCUAUGUUUUCCUUCACCGGUGGAACUUCUACAACAACGACAGCAGCAGUAACAACAGCAACCGCCACGUCAACAUUAGCAUCUAGCGUAACUUCACCCACUUUCGGAGCUGGAACUACCUUUGGAGGUUUCAAACUAUCUUCAUCAUCGGUAACGUUGGCAACGACUUCAUCAUCAGCGCAAGUACUCAGCAACACUGCAGUAGCUACUACUACGGUGACAACGCUCACACCAAUAUCAACCGCCCUGGCAAUGGCAACACCCGCCUUUAGCUUCGGUUUUAAUGCGGCUAGCAAACCUGCCGCUAGUACUUCCGCGACAAUCCCAACGUUUGGUUCUGGAUCAUUAUUUACCACCAGUACGGCGGGUGCUUCUACGACCACUACUACAGCGGCCGGUAGUACUUUCACGUUUGGCACCGUUACCACUACACCGAAAUCGUCAUCUUCCGCCACCAGCAGUCCGUUUACGUUUGGGACCAAAGCUGCUAGUCCUACGGUGGUGACUGGUACAGCCAGCGUUACAUCCUCCAUCGCGCCUACAACAACAUUCCCGACGUUCGGUUCUCUGGCUGGCAGUACUACUGGCCCUACAACAGCAGCAGCAGCAGCUGCAACAGCACCAGUUCCGAAUGCUAGCGCCACCAACACAUCAACGACUACAGCAUCCCAACCGUUCAUGUUUGGAGGUGUUAAACCGGCAGCAACCGGCACUACAUCCGCAAACAUAUUCGGUUCCGCUGCCACAAACGCUACCAACAGUAGUGUAUCCGGAGCGGAUGCCGUUAAGACGAACCUGUUUGCUGCCCAACCACAACAACCAAAUGCUGGCAACAUUUUUGGGUCUGUUGGUACUGGUGGACAACCGUCAGCAACCAAUCCAACCGGAGGACCAACCUCCAUCUUUGGUGCCGCCGUUUCCGGUACGACAGCAACCGCAGCAGGAUCAUCCGGUUCAUCGCCGUUUACAUUCGGUGCCGGUACAGCAGCAACCGCGUCACCAAUUAGUUCGACGAAUACCGUAGGCAUCGCUAACAAUAAUACUCUUGGUACGGGAAAUGCAAUCUUUGGAAAUGGGGGGCCUCAAGCCAAUGCUCCUGCGGCUGGAAUUUUCACAUUCGGUUCUACUAAACCCGCGCAACCUGCAGCGUCAGGCGUGCAAAAUACGGCUACUCCAGUACAGCAACAGCCGGGUCCAACAAACUCGAUUGUACCAACGUUCGGUAGCAACUCCACCAACUCGUCGCCAUUUACGUUCGGUGCCGUUGCGAGCAAACCAGCCGCUCCGGGAACGGGAAUUUUCGGUUCGAUUUCUUCCACGCCAAACAACAACAACAAUCCUUCCGGAGGACCGGUCAACAACAAUUCCACUCCAGCAGUGCCCACUUUCGGUGCCAACGCUAUGAACGGUGGGCCAAACGGAUUACCGGCGUUCGGUGGCGGAUCCAUUUUUGGCAGUGCCAAUUCAGCCGGAUCUUCCGGAGCUGGAAACGCGACCAAUGCGCCACCUUCGGCCAGUUCUAUCUUUGGAACGCAAACCAACGGACCUCAGAAUGUGGCAAACAACAACAGCAACGCAUCGGGAACUGCGGCACCAGCGGCAUCCGGUGGGUUGUUCACGUUUGGAGCAAACACUAAUGCGUCCAACAACACGUUCGGUGGAUUUAAUGCCCAGGGAGGACUAACCAAUGGUAUCGGAACGGGUGGACCGAACAAACCGUUCACAUUCGGUGCGAACAAUCCGGGAACGGUGACACAAAACAAUGUAACAAACACGCCACAAGGCACAACAUCCGGUGCACCAAGCGGCUUUAACUUUAACCUUGGGUCGAAUGCGGCGAAACCGUUUAACUUUACCGGUGGCAUCAACACGAACGGAAGUGUCGUCUCCUCACCGCCCAUGUUUGGUUCACCGGUAGUAACGGGGAAUACGAAUCCACCUUCCGGAAAUGCGGCACCCUUCACAUUCGGUGCGAUGGUUAAUGGAGCCGGCAAUAACGCCAACGCAACGCCCGGUCCAUUCACGUUCGGUGCAUCCGGCGCAGCACAGGCACCGGUCGCUGGUGCUGGAGGUGGUGGCGGUGUAUCGUCACCGUUUAAUUUCUCCGCCGGUAAUGUUGCGGCCGUUGCACCACAACCACAGCAACAGCAGCCCGGAGCAGCGUUCAACUUUGGUGGCCAGCAGCAGCAGCAGCAACAGCAACCGUUUGGGAUGGGUGGCGUUACGCCGGCAUUCGGUGCACCACCCGCCUUCGGUGCACCGGGUGGUGUUGUGCCCGGUGGCGUGAUGCCAACGUUCAGCAUUGGCACGAACUCGACACCGAACGGACCGCCCGCUACACAACGGCGCAUCAAAGUUGCAACGAGGCGUGUUAAGUGACCGUAA